This is a messenger RNA of Patella vulgata (common limpet), 1520 nucleotides long. Its product is annotated as N-sulphoglucosamine sulphohydrolase-like. The coding region runs from base 9 to 1520 and encodes 503 amino acids. Gene Ontology annotation, molecular function: N-sulfoglucosamine sulfohydrolase activity. The record is from RefSeq and is a predicted model, not a curated record. The transcript has a single exon. NCBI's taxonomy places the organism in Eukaryota, Metazoa, Mollusca, Gastropoda, Patellidae. Gene Ontology annotation, biological process: heparan sulfate proteoglycan catabolic process; glycosaminoglycan catabolic process.
CACCAACCAUGUAUCGUGCUGCAGUAGCCAAUCUUGUGAUAAUUUUGAGUCUUGUGGGAGGUGUAUCAACCAAGACCAAGAACGACCCAGGUCGAACCAACGUGCUUGUAAUACUUGGCGAUGAUGCUGGACUUCAGAUGUCAGCCUACGGUAACCAUGCCAUCAAAUCGCCAAACUUUGACAAACUAGCUGCCAGGAGUGUUGUGUUUAAACAUGGCUACACCUCCGUAAGUAGCUGUUCACCAAGUCGAUCAGUUGUGUUAUCAGGCCUACCGCAACACCAAAAUGGAAUGUAUGGAUUGCACCAGUUCCCUAACUCUUUUAGCUCUUUUGAUAAAGUUAAAAGCUUGCCAGUAAUGUUGCGAGACAAAAACAUCAGGACAGGUAUUAUUGGGAAGAAACACGUGGGCCCAGAUUAUGUUUACGGGUUUGAUUUUGAAGAAACGGAAGAAAACAACAAUUUGAAUCAGGUCGGUAGAAAUAUAACAUGUAUGAAAAACUUUGUGAAACAAUUUCUUAGCAACAACGACACUAGGCCAUUUUUCUUGUACAUUGCAUUUUUUGAUCCUCAUCGCGGCUGCGAUGGCUUUUGCGAAAACUUCGGUGAUGGGCGACCAGGCAACGGUGUUAUACCAGAUUGGACACCAACAUAUUAUACCCCUGAUGAAGUGAAGGUCCCUUACUUUAUGCCCGACACGCCUGCUGCUAGACAAGACCUGGUAAACUUUUAUAAAACUCUCAGCAGAAUGGACCAGGGUAUAGGCUUGUUCAUGAACGAGUUGGAGAGUGCGGGUUUUGGAGACAAUACAUUGGUUCUGUAUUCCGCUGAUAAUGGAAUCCCUUUUCCUAAUGCAAAAACAAAUCUGUAUGAAUCGGGAAUGAUGGAGCCCUUCAUGAUCUCGUCACCCCUUCAUAAAGAAAACUGGGGAAAACAGACGGAAGCUUUAGCAAGCACAAUGGAUAUCACCCCGACUGUUCUUAACUGGUUCAAUGUUAGUGUUCCUACCAACUAUUUUAAACUAACUGGACGAUCUUUACUUGGUGCGGUCGCGGAUACUGAUAGUCCUGAUUAUCCUUUCGUAUUUUCAAGUCAUAACUUUCAUGAAGUGACAAUGUAUUAUCCAAUGCGAGUGAUCAGAACGACCAAAUAUCGAUUGAUACACAAUUUAAAUUAUCAUGCACCUUAUGCUAUUGCUACAGAUUUAUUCGCGGCUCCCACGUUUCAAGAUUUACUGAACAGGAGUAUCGCAGGUCAAAGUUUAAACUGGUUUAAAACAUUAGAUCAGUAUUAUCACAGAACUGAAUGGGAGUUAUUCGAUCUGCAAGCUGACCCGACAGAACUCAAUAAUCUUGCCGACAAUCCUGAUUAUAGUCUUAUUCUAAAUCAACUUCAGACUCAGUUAAUGAACUGGCAGACGGAGACUAGAGAUCCAUGGCAUUGUCUACCAGCAGGUGACUCUUAUAUGGGUCGCUGUGUAGACUUGCGCAAUGGAGAAAAGUUCAACAAUACAUCGCUGUAA